Melanaphis sacchari is the source of this 684-nucleotide messenger RNA. RefSeq names its product NADH dehydrogenase [ubiquinone] 1 beta subcomplex subunit 7 (gene ND-B18). The record is from RefSeq and is a predicted model, not a curated record. Gene Ontology annotation, cellular component: mitochondrion. The coding region runs from base 132 to 521 and encodes 129 amino acids. The transcript has 4 exons. NCBI's taxonomy places the organism in Eukaryota, Metazoa, Arthropoda, Insecta, Hemiptera, Aphididae.
UUUUUAACAUUCGUUUUACUUCAAAGUUACUCUAAAUGUAAAGACGUAGAGUACAGAUUUUACAAUUUUACAUGUCAUUUUUCAUUAACUAAAAUUAUCCUUGUAGAUCAACGUUUUGCGAUAUUGUCGUUAUGGGACACACUUGGUCGGAAUAUGUUGCUCCAGAAACGACCCCGUUGCGAGACAAACCAUCGCAGUUUGAACCUCAUUUUGGUUUUUCGACGGAAAGACGAGAGAAAAAAAUGAUCGCUUCUUUGGCAGAAAUGGAAUCUGCUAAAGUUCCGUUGGAUGCCAGAGACUUUUGUGCACAUAUGUUGUUGAAUCUAAGAGGUUGUAUCAGAGAACAUUUCCCAUUCAAUCACCAUUGUCAUCACGAGAGAGAAGAAUAUUACGAAUGUCAAUAUCACGAUUAUUUGGAUCGCAUGAAGGACUAUGAAAGAGAAAAGCGAUUAUUACAAAGAAGACAUCAAUUGAGACAAGGAGGUGCACCAAAUGCAGAAGAAGGCACUGUCAGUGCUUAAAUGGUAUAAAUAUCAUUUAAUAAUUUAGAAAAAUAUUGAAUAUAAUGAAGAAACACAUGCCAAUAUAUGAGCAAUAGGUAUGUUUAGAUUAUGCUAUAGAUAUUUUGUUCUGAUUAUAUGUUAUAUAAAAUGGUAAAUAAAGCUCACUUUGUAUUGAUAUAAA